ACCCCGAAUAAGGAGCUAGUGACAGGUAGAAGUUCCCGUUGGAACGUUGAAGAAGCACACUGACACCUGGGCUAGCGCCUUAAAGUCCCGGAGAAUGAAGCUAAUAAUAAGAGUCACUUGUCCCAUGCGGUCGUCACCGUUGGUCGAGUCUCCUGACAACCAGUCUCUCGGUUGUUGUUGUCGAUGUGGGAUUUGUGAACAGCGUCACUCCUUACCUUCCCACAUUUCUUUCCCUUCUUUACCUCGCUUGCUGGGCAGGCGUCCAUUCUCUUCUCGGCCUUUUGGCGACUCUCAACUAGGCCAUUUUUCCAUUGCCACUUCUCUUCGUCGACGCUAUGGUUUUCGCUCUCUUCUCCCUGCUAGCCUGUGCAGCCCUUGUUGGUGCCACUCCUUUUCGACACCGGGUAGUCGACUCGUUGGAUGAAGGAGCAACAGCAGAGGCUCACCAGCGCGACAACAGUACUACUCGAGCGUUCUCUAAUGUCCAGAUCAAGACGUCAGAUGGCAAAUGUCUCUUCGUUGAUGGACUUUCGGGCAACUUCCGCGCCAAUUUGACACCGGUUCAAGUCGCCGAUUGCGGGUCGACCGGCGGACAAGGCUGGGACAUCGUCACUGCCGGAAGGCAUGUCAAGGGCGACAACGUCAUGCUCGUUGUCAACACCCUUACCCAGACCUGCCUGAAUUUUGACCCGCGCCAGCAAGCGGGGAGCCAGGUUCUGCUGGCUUCGUGUGGUGGCCGUGCUGGCGGCGAAGGAGAGGUGACCGACUCUCAGCUAUUCGCCUUCAGCGGCGGUGCUGGUCCCCUUUCUCUUCAACCGCGGAACCGAGUGGGAUCUUGUGUCGUCGUCAAGGACGGAGAUAUCGAAGUUGCCCGAUGCGAUAACAGUGAUGCUUCUCAACUCUUUACCUUCGGUGACGCAGCAGGCGAGGGCGGCAACAACACUAUCAAGAUCAACAACAAGAACGGCCGCAACAAGAAGGGUCACUCAAGUUCGACCUGCGCAAGAUCUACUCGGACUGUGACUGUGCUCCCGACGCAGAGCGGGGAAAGCACGGCAGCUCCGACGACAACACCAGCCCCGACAGCAGGUGGCGGCGGUGGCGAAGGGAGUGCCGGGCCCGGAACCAUUCUGACAGUGAACCCCACAGACCCGGUACCGGUGUCGCGGGCUGGGGGCAUCCUGCAGCCGACGGCGGCGGCAGAAUCGCAUCAACGAGACGCGACGGCGGAACGAGCCUUUAGCGGCGUGUCGAUCCGUGCGCCGAACGGCCAGUGUCUCUUCGUCGACCCAACGGCGGGCGACUUCCGCCAGAACCUGAUCCCUGUCUCGCUGGUGGACUGCACUGGAGCCCCUAACGAGAAAUGGGAUGUCAUCACCGAGGGCAAGCACAACACGCCGAAUCCAAACCGGCCUGCCGCCCUGAUUGUGAGCGCAUUGACGCAGGGCUGCAUUAGCUUCGACGGAAGACGGCAACCGGGUGAUACCGUAACCAUCUUUUCGUGCGGAGGUCGCGCUGAUGGCGACGGCGAAACGGACGGCAACCAACUGUUCCCGUUUAUCGGACAGACAAGCUUCGCGUUUGCGCCAGUGAACGAGGAUGGGAAAACUUGCAUCCUGCCUGGAGAUGGCAGGCUCGAUUCAGGACCCUGCCCUAGUGACGGUUCCCAGCUGUUUUCCAUUUUUGAGUGAACAGAACUCGGCACCGACCCAUGUUAACGGACCCAUUGCUGGCUGUCGUGUACGAUUUCAGAAAAGUCCAAGGGGAAAGCUGUCAG
Messenger RNA from Thermothelomyces thermophilus ATCC 42464, 1777 nucleotides. RefSeq lists its product as uncharacterized. The transcript has 5 exons. The record is from RefSeq and is a predicted model, not a curated record. Lineage: Eukaryota; Fungi; Ascomycota; Sordariomycetes; Sordariales; Chaetomiaceae. The coding region runs from base 336 to 1691 and encodes 451 amino acids.